CUCCGGAACAUCGCGGCCGCCAUGGCGGAAGGGGAGGGGGCGGGCGGGGGAGGCGGCGGCGCGUCCCGACUACGUCAUCGCCCCCGCGACCUCGGCGCGUCCCAGGCCGGGACGGUGCCGGAGUCCCCUCCCACUCAACUUCCCGCGGCUCUCGCGAGACUUCCCGCACCACCGCGCGGCGUCAUCGCGUCGCGCGGGAACGCCAAGGGGCCCUCUGGGAAUUGUGGUCUCCCGGCCACAGCGGAGGCGGCGAUGUGCGACGGCGGGGAGGGCGGCUGCGGAGGGGAGCCGCUCCCGAGGGAGGAGCCCCGGGGCCGCUGUGACUCCAAGUGUGUCAAGUGCAAGGAUGCCUCUCCCGUGGUGAGCAUUCGUGCUGGAGAUGCCUUCUGCAAGGGCUGCUUCAAGGACUAUUUCGUUCACAAGUUCCGUGCCAUGCUUGGGAAGAAUCGCUGCAUCUACCCUGGAGAGAAGGUUCUCCUGGCUUUUUCGGGGGGUCUUGCUUCCAGCUCAAUGUUGAGGCAGGUGCAAGAGGGCCUCAACCGAGAAGCCCCCAAGAAACUUCGCUUCAGACCAGGAAUAAUUUACAUUGACGAGGGAGCUGUGUGCGGACGGAGUUUGGACGAGCGAGUGAAAACCUGCAGUCAGGUAGAGGCUGUCCUGCGAGCCACAGGAUUUCCCUAUCAUCUGGUGUUCUUGGAGGAGGUUUUUGACCUUCCCGCUUCAGUCCUGAACUCGCUUACCCAGAGUCCUCCUGACCAGGCUCCCAGCUACAAGGAAGCAGUGGCUGAUUUCACCAGGUGGCAGCAGCAGCAGCAGCAGCGGGAGAAGAGGGUGGACACAGCGACUUCCUUGGAGGACCGGCUGGCAGAGUGUAGCAUGCAAGGCUUCUCGUGGCAGGGACGGUUGGCGGUUCUGGAGGAAGCCGGCUCUUCCCUUGCUUCCCACGCGGAAGAGCUGGCCCGCCUCUUUGGGGGUGUCAGAUCCCUAACUGCAAAAGAGGAUCUCCUGCAGACUCUCCGGACCCACCUGAUGCUGCAGGUGGCUCGGAGAAACGGAUACACGAAGGUGAUGGUGGGAGACAGCUGCACCCGUGUGAGCGUGAAGCUGCUGGCCAGCCUCUCUCUGGGACGGGGGGCCUUCCUGGCUCUGGACACGGGCUUCUUGGAUAGCCGCUAUGGGGACGUCCUAAUCCUGCGUCCGAUGCGGGAAUAUCCGGCCAAAGAGAUCGCUUUCUACAACUACCUCUUCAGGGUGCCCACCAUCUUCACGCCUGGCCUGGACACCAAAGCCUCCGACAGAGCCAGCAUCCACCUCCUGAUAGAGAGCUUCCUCUGCAAGCUGCAGUCGGAAUUUCCCUCCACCCUCAGCACAGUCUACCGGACAGGAGAGAAGCUGAGUACGGGCCCUCAAGAGGUCCAGUCUGAUGUGUUGACAGCACCGGCCCGCUGCCUCCUCUGCCUCUGCCCCCUGGACACCAAUGUUGAGGACGGGUCCUCCUUGCAGGUCACACUGCUCUCCGAAAAACUCAGCCGGCGGCCUCCAGCUGAGGAGGGAGGCUGCGGAGGUGGCAUCCAAGCAGGCUGCUGCGGAAAACCCCCAGCAGGAAGAGAGAGCUCCCACCUUGUCCCGUUGCUCUGCUAUGGCUGCCGUCUAACAUUCAAGGAGCUGAGCUGCGUGGAGUCCCUCCCGCCAUACAUUCACGAGGAGGCCGAGCGCCAGCAAUGCAGGGCUGCGAUGAAGCAAGAAAUCCAGGAAUUCUUGCUUGAAGACGAUGCUUGAGACACUCUGCUUCCACAAGUGUUUUUUCAAGCAGAGGAAUCAUCUUGGAUUCCGCAGCGGCCAGACUGAGCCAAGAAGGAUCCAGAUGUUUCCCAUCUGCCAGUUUGGCACCUCCUUGGAUGCCCAAGUGAACUGAAUUUCUAUUUUUGUGCACAGGAUUGAAAUCCUAAAAGAGGCAAAGGGAGAAGCCUUGCUCACCGAAGUUUUAUGAAGCGUCCCAAGGAAAGCAUGUGCCUCACCCCCAUCCAGACCUCCUAAGGCUUCAUUUAAGCUCUCCCCCAAAACUCUUCCAGGCCUCUCUGGAGAAGCUCGGCUGCUGAACCAGAGGAAUUUCUCUCCCCCAAAGUCCACCUUGACUUCACACCACCCUUUUUUUAAAAUCACAGCUUUGUUUUUAUUGUACAGAUCUGUAUAAAUAAAAUGGCCUCCUGUAGAAAAAAUAAGUUUGUAGAUUCCCAGCAGCCCUUGUUCCCAGCAACGAGGCCGAGAGGGAGGGUCAGGGGCUGCAGGGAUGGGGGAGGGGGCUCUGGACAUUUCAGCAGCAGGACAGCCAUUCACUUCCUGGUCUCCGUGGGGGAAGGAAACGGGAGUCCAGGUUUGGGACAGGGCAAUAUCUUCAUUUUCAUUUUGUAAAAAAAAAAAAAAA
Thamnophis elegans (Western terrestrial garter snake) is the source of this 2425-nucleotide messenger RNA. Its product is annotated as cytoplasmic tRNA 2-thiolation protein 2-like. Gene Ontology annotation, biological process: tRNA wobble position uridine thiolation. The record is from RefSeq and is a predicted model, not a curated record. NCBI's taxonomy places the organism in Eukaryota, Metazoa, Chordata, Lepidosauria, Squamata, Natricidae. The transcript has 16 exons. Gene Ontology annotation, cellular component: cytosol. Gene Ontology annotation, molecular function: sulfurtransferase activity; tRNA binding. The coding region runs from base 22 to 1779 and encodes 585 amino acids.